AUUGUAUAUUGACUUUAAAUUUCUACACCAACCCACCUGGGGUCCGGGUUAGAAUAGGUCCUCAGUACCCCUUGCUUGUCGUAAGAGGCGACUAAAUGGGGCGGUCCUUCGGAUGAGACCCCAAAAACCGAGGCUCCGUGUCACAGCAGGUGUGGCACGAUAUUUAAAGAUCCCUCCCUGCUCAAUGGCCGUAAGAGCCGAGCAUAGGCCUAAAUUUUGCAGCCCUUCACCGACAAUGGUGACGUCUAUAUAUGAGUGAAAGAUUCUUGAGAGGGACGUUAAACAAUACUUAAUCAAUCUCGAUAGGCACGCAUAUCCCCUUGUUCUUGGAUUGUAGUAGAUACAAUUGUAACUCGUAUCAGUGGCGUAGCUUCCAUUGAGGCAACCGAGGCAGCUGCCUCGGUAAAAAAACAAAAAACAAACAAAACUUUUUACGUUGUUAAAAUGUCGAUAGCUUCUGGGGGGGCUGCGCCCCCCCAGACCCCCUGCCUCGGUAGUAUUCGAACCCAAGCUACGCCUAUGGUAUGCUUUCUAAAGCCAAACACUGAAACAGUUUGGGGAAAGGAAUGUCUAUUUUCACCAUUUGAAAAGAUAAUAUCAGAGAAACACGUUCAAUUUGUGACAUUAGUCAAUUCAUUCACGAUUCAUUACUAAAAUUAUAAUUAUUUUUGAAUUUCUCACCUCCUUAAUAACAUCUGUGCAGCUGGUUCUUUGUAGAGCUUCAUCUAAAACUCCAACCAUUUAUCUAACUAACUACAGUGUAUCUAUCUGUCUUCAUCUACUAUACUAUAGUUUUGUGCUCGAGGGCGAAGACAAUUUAAGGAGAGAGGAAUGAAGUGGUCAGACGGGUUAUAUCGCUGGUGGCCAGCUCAGUUGGUAGAGCACCUGACUGGAGAUUCAGGGCCCCCAGGUUCGAACCCCAGUCUGGUCCGUUGUAUUUUCUCAUUUCCUGUUACAUGGUGAAUAUAUGAGGGCGAGUCAAUAAGUAACUAGCCUAUCCCAUUUCCAAUUGACCAAGACGGUCACGAUUUUCAUACCUUGUUUUAAUACAUGUAUUAUACCAGGGUACAAAAUUGCACGCGUAUCGAGUCAUUCUUUGAUAAGAUAUUGAAUGUCAAGCAUGGCUAGUGAUGCUAAGGCAUGUCUGAUAGGCGAAUUCAGGCCAAAAAUAUAGCGCAGGCAUUAGACAUUGCACAUGGUAGCGUUUCAACAAUCUUGCGUUGGAUCCCGAAAUCCCUUAGCGAUGAGCAAAUGGCAACCAGAGCAUCAGUAUGCAGCGCCUUGUUGAAGCGUUUUAGGACAAAAGAUUAUUUUCUUUUACGUCUGGUGACUGUAGAUGAAACUUGGGUUGGUUAUUGUGAGCCAGAGAAUAAAGCUCAUAAUCGUCAGUGGGUAGGGCCUGGGUCCCUGAGGCCAAAGAAGUUCAAGAUGCAACCAUCUGCUGGCAAGGUGAUGGCCACAGUAUUUUGGGUAGCAAAAGGCGUUAUUAUAUUAUGUUUGACUUUUUACUCAAGAGAAGUAUAGUAACUGAAGUGUACUAUGCAUUCUUUCUAUUCCCAAACUUGAAAAAGGAUAUCUGUGGACAUUUUGGGUCUGACAAAGAAGUCGUGACGGCAGUUGAGGAGUGGAUCAAUGGAAAGGACCCUGGCUUUUUCAAUUAUGGGCUGAUGGCACUUUAACACCGUUGGUCCAAGUGCAUCACACUAGAGGGCAAUUACAUCGAAAAAGAAGAGGUGGAUCUCAACCGGAAAUAAGUUUGGCUGUUUACUUAUUGAUUCGCCCUCGUAUCUACAAAUGUAUCGACAUGUAUUUAUCCAGCCAACCAUCAAACUAUCUCAGUACCCCUUGCUUGUUGUAAGAGGCGACUAAAUGGGGCAGUCCUUCGGAUGAGACCGCAAAUACCAAGGUCCCGUGUUACAGCAGGUGUGGCACGAUAUUUUAAGAUCCCUCCCUGCUCAAAUGCAGCGCCGAGCAUUGGACUAAAUUUUGCAGCCCUUCACUGGCAAUGGUGACAUCUUCAUAUGAUCGAGUGAAAAAUUCUCGAGUGGGACUUUAAAUAAUAUACAAACUGUCCAUCAUCUUUCCAUCCAUCAAACUGUCUAUCCUUUCAUCUAAUUAAUUUAUAUACCAAUCCAUGCGGCUGUCCAUUUAUCUACCCAACAAUCUACUAACACAUCCAAUAAGUAUGAACCUGAUGGCUUGUGUUAUGUUGUAAUUGAAGGACCGUUUAUCUGAAUUAUCAGGAAGAAAUUUGGGUGGUUACAAUUUAUCUAUAUUGAAACAUUAGAAAGUAAUGAAAUACAGUUUAGUCACUUUAACACAAGAAAACCGCCACCGUAUAAUCUUAAGUGAAAAUUAUCGCUUUGCACAGCUGUAUGAUAAGAAAUAAUGGUGUAUCGAUGCCAGAUCGCAAAACACCAAUAAAAUAUAAGUUACCGUGAGAUAGGCAAAUCUACGUUGUUAUUCCAUGCCAUAUGCUGCAUGUAUAUCGGUUGUCGCAAGAUGCAGGUUUAUAGGACCCCCCCCCUCCUCAAAUUUAUCUCCAACGCUUGAAACUUAACUAAAAUUUCAUCGCAAAUUUGGCCCCCUUCCCCUAAUUCUAAGCACGUUGUUUAAAUGCGGUUGGUCAUAGAUCUACCUGUAGAGAAAACUGUUUGAAAUUGAAAGUUAUCUCGAAGGACACAAUGGUCGAUCCUCUUCAAAAUUCUUUAAAACAGUGCAGUGUUCCCAGUACUCAAUUCUAACUAAUCAACUUCUUGUGAUUUAUAAUUUCUUCCACAUUAAAAACAUCCCAUGGAAAAAAAAUAUCUCUCAGAGAGGUUGAACAUUUGUUAAUGUAUGUCUUUUAAUAACGGUGAAAUUGCGCAAAUCAGUAACGAUGUGACUCUGAAAAUAACCGGUACAGUAUAUAGAUGUCGGGGGGGGGGGGGGGGGGGGACUCGGAAUUUGCCGUCAAUCUUAAACAUUUCUUAUAGCGGCCAUCCUAUCUGCGGUGCUCAUUACUCAUAAGCGAUGCGAGAAAAGAACCAAAGAUUUUUCAUUCGAAGUUAUCGGAAACUUUCUACCACUUGCAUUAUUUGGGGGCAAUAAUUCCUUAUCUGACUAAGUAUGAUUAAUUUUUAUCACUUACAACUGAAAUGCAUUAUUUCCGAAAAAAUGAAACACCAGCAAAAAAUCUGCAGCUCUAGAACGGAUAGUAACAAGUGAGUGCAUUCGUGAUUCAAGCGAUUGCAUUAGAGAAAACGCGUCUUCCUGUUUAUUGCGACAAACUUCUUCCUGAACGUAUUGAGAAAAAUAAACGUCUUUUUGUGGACUCGUGGACCAUCGCAGCAUACAGACACACAAUGAGGGGCAGCGCUGUCUUACUAUUGGUAUUUGUGAACUUUGGAUUGGUCUGGACGUCGUGCAACAUAUCGAGAGCUGAAAUAUGUGCAGCACAGUUCCAAGAUCUUUAUGACUCAGAACUUUUGGCGGAAAUCACAUCAUCCAAUCAAAAUGUCACCAAGUCCAAAGAACUUCUCUGCUUAUCUACAAUCACUGGUAAUGAUAUUACCAAAUGCUACAUGGGUAAUUCUAAAUCCUGUACAAAUCAGGACCAUCUGGCACUACAAUGGAACGAAACUAUGGACGAUGUCAUCACCUUAUGUAAUGAAACGUGCAGUAACUACCUGGAAUUUCAGACAUGUGCGAGUAAGGUGCAGUAUACAGCCUACCAGGAAUCCAAAUAUCAACUCUUCUGCACGUCAUAUGAAGAGGGUCUUUCUUGCGCCACUGGUAUUUUGAAAAAUUGCAAGUUCGACGUGCCAUUCUACACCAGUAUCAUAGCACACCCGAUCCCUAUAUUCUACAAACGAAUUUGUCAGACAGGUUGUGUUAAUCUUGAUGAGACAAUGAAGAUUAUUGAUAAUUGCUAUGCGUUCAUCAGUAAAAUUAUGAAUGAAGACCCCAUGACCCAAUGCACAUCCCAUAACAACUUUAAAAACUGCCUAUUUUCACCAGAUAAAGUUUGUCGCGAGGUGACCCAACUCUUAGCAGGUAUAUAUAGUUAUAAUACGCUAGAGAAUAUAUGUUCGACAACAACAUCUACAACAACUACGACAACAACUCAACCAACGACAACAACUCAACCAACGACAACAACUCAAACGGCGAAAACAACUCAACCAACGACAACAACUCAACCAACGACAACAACUCAACCGGCGACAACAACUCAACCGGCGACAACAACUCAACCAACGACAACAACUCAACCAACGACAACAACUCAACCAACGGCGACAACAACUCAACCAACGGCGACAACAACUCAACCGGCGACAACAACUCAACCAACGACAACAACUCAACCGGCGACAACAACUCAACAAAUGAUGACAACACAAACAACAAAACCAUCCUCAAUAUCCUCCGCCCUAGAAUGUAUAGAAGCGGAAGUCCUGUCACUGUCAACUUACGGUCAACCAUCCGCGGAAGUUUGCUUGAGGUUGCUUUCAAUGACAGCCUGUUUAUACGACAAGGAAACAACUAAUUAUGAGGACUUUAAAAAAAUGCAUUCCAUCGUUGGAAAAAUGGUUAAUAAGAUCUUUAAAAGUGGCGUUUUAAGGAACUGUACUUUCCACGUUCAAAGAGAAAGAGCUUUAAUUCAAGAACUUCUUAAUUCCACUUGUCAACAGCUUCAGACACAAACUGAAGAAGAAAAGGACCCGCUUUGUACAGGGCACGGAUACGGACUUAUCAAGUGUAGUAAAGGUGGCGCCUCUUCAUUACGUUCCAAAAUUCCAGAAUAUUUAUUCACGUCAUUUUCUGUGGUUGUUGUAUUGUUGUUUGGCGGCUCAACGAUUUGAAAAAAAGGAGACAAUAAGAGAUGGAAUUUUAAUUCAAGAUGUCUUCCGAAAAUAAGUUCAUAGCGAUAUAGAAAUCUUUAUAAUUAAGUUUCGAAAGUGAAGAGAACGACAACAUUUAUGCGGAAUAUGUAGAGCUAUGUUACGGCCAUGUCAGAUUGAUUUACAGUAACGUAAGUCAGCACAUGUUGAAUAAGCACACAUUUUGUAAAUACAAUUACACCCAACUAACGAAUUGUUAUGAAAUUCAUAGCGUUUUCAAGUGCCAAAAGUUUGUUUCAUCCAUCUUAACACCAACAUCUACCAAGAACUGUGCACCGAGUCUGCUUUAGCUCACGUAUUGAGACAACGAGUCUGCUUUAUCUCACGUAUUUUGACAACGAGUCUGCUUUAUCUCACGUAUUUAGACAACAAGUCUGCUUUAUCUCACGUAUUUCGACAACGAGUCUGCUUUAUCUCACGUAUUUAGACAACGAGACAGUUUUAGCUUACAUAGACACUACUCUGAGGGUUUCCACCUUGAUGGAGUGAAUUCAUCACCUACACUUCAUAGUUAUCCCAUACCUAACGAGAGAAAAACGGAAAAGGACGUCUUAAAAUCACAUAUCAUGUACUUGUGCUUGACAAUUACUUCAUUUCAUUUCUUGCUUUUUCAACAUACUGAUUCUAGUGUCUGUCAUUUUGGAUUUUUAAAUAUGUACAGUUAAUGAAUAAAUGACGAGUGUUCUAUAA
Ostrea edulis (European flat oyster) is the source of this 5576-nucleotide messenger RNA. RefSeq names its product paternally-expressed gene 3 protein-like. The record is from RefSeq and is a predicted model, not a curated record. Lineage: Eukaryota; Metazoa; Mollusca; Bivalvia; Ostreida; Ostreidae. The coding region runs from base 3345 to 4847 and encodes 500 amino acids. The transcript is spliced from 10 exons.